AAACAUAGUGACUCAUAAUCGUCAUCUUGUUCCUCCAGGUUUAAUCAAGUUGAAGCAAUACAAAAAAUUGACAUAUCCAGAACAGGUUGAAUAUUCUGAAACCGAAGUAAAAUGUAGUCUUUUCCAUAUGAUAAAGCAUUCAGUUUCUAGAGUGUUUGAAUAUCUUUUGGAUUAUGAAAGUAACUGCAUAAUGAGUUUAUCACAAGAAGAGCGUGAUAAUGUACAAAUUAUUUGCAAAGUAGGAGGUGAUGGUCAAAGUGAUCAAUCUGAGUUUCAAAAUUCAGCAACUAUGAAAAGAGGUGUAGAUGAUCGCUCUGUGUAUAUUAUAGUGUUUGUACUGCUGGAGAUCCGAAGUGGAGAAAAAAUAAUAUGGAAAAAUUUAAUUCCAAAUAAUCCAGAUGCAACUCGUCAUCUUCUUUUUUGUUUUGCAAAAGAGACCUAGUUUUAUUCAGGAAAAAUUUGAACAUUUGAAAAAUGAAAUUUUUUUAUUGAAGAAUAUUGAAUUUAAACUUGGUGAAAGUACUUUUGUAGUAAAGUCUAGUUUGUCAACUAUUUAUACCACAAUGAAUGAUGGCAAAACACUAAACGCUGUUGUAUCAAAUAUGCUUAAAAAAAGAAUUUCAUCUCAGUCCUGCCAUGUAUGCCUUGCAAAUUCUAAGGAGUUUAACUUGAAAACUAUUUGUAAAAAAAAUAUUAAUUUAAACAAGCAUGUUUUGAAACUUGAAAUUUGCAGUCUUCAUCUAUGGAUGCACUGUAUGGAGUGGAUUUUCAAUACUGUUUGUAAACUCCCAGCUGUUAAGCAAGGAAGAAAUAUUCCAUCACAAAGGAGUAAAGAAUUUAUUGAAAACAAAAAAAAAUGCCAGCAUUUAUUCAAGAUACAACUGAAUAUAAGGGUUUCUUUUGUCAGGAAAGGAUGUGGAACAACCAAUACUGGAAAUGUUGCUCGCAAAUUUUUUAAUAACCCGGUUGUGACAGGAAGAAUUUUAAACUUGGAUAUCAGAAUGAUUAAGUUGUUUCGAGAUUUACUCAUUGAUAUAAACAGAACAACUACAAGACGGGAUAUAAAGAUUUUCAAACAGAAAUCUGAACAUCUAUUUGCACUCAUAACUAAUGAUAAAUUUUUAAAAACCAUACCUAUGUCACAAUCUGUACAUAGAGUGAUAGUUCAUGGUACUUCUUUUAUAAGGUAUUUUAAGUAUCUUAUAGUGCUAUUGAAGCCAGAAAUAAGGAAAACAAAACUGCUCGAAUUGGUCAUGCUCGUUUAACCUCUUUUGCAGAAAAUACUAGGGAUACAGCUAAUUAUUUGUUUAUGACAUCUGAUAUGUACCUCUUUUGCAAAAAAAACAAAAUGGAUAAAAAAAGAGUGAAAACAAAAUAGUUUAAGAAAGCAAAGUGAAAGUUCUUCUGAUAACUGCUUAAAAUAAAGGAAGUAAGACCAUGAAGAAUCAUACUGAUGAGUUGUUCUGCGUUGAAUUUUUAAAAAAACGGCUAUUUUCAUAGCCACAAGUUAUUAAAAACAUCUAUUAGAAUAGAAUGUUGAGAAACUGUGAAAGAAUGCCAAGUAUCAUAUGAUAGCAGAGU
This is a messenger RNA of Hydra vulgaris (swiftwater hydra), 1581 nucleotides long. NCBI's taxonomy places the organism in Eukaryota, Metazoa, Cnidaria, Hydrozoa, Anthoathecata, Hydridae. The record is from RefSeq and is a predicted model, not a curated record.